AUGGCCAAGAAAAACAAGAAGUCCGCCGAGCACAAAGAGCGUGUAGCGGCCAAACAAACUAAGAAGACAGCGCAAAAGGAGAAAAGGUCUAAAGCGAAGGGCAAGGAUGUGGAUAGCGACGCCGAGGAUGCGGACCUGGAUGCCAUCCUCGCCCAGUACGCCGAGGAGCAAGCGAAGUUCCUGAAGGUUACCGAGGUGCCUUCAGGCCCUCCAGCACCCAGAUCAUCUGCUACAGUACUUGCAUCCCCAUCUAACCGGAACGAAGUUCUGCUUUUCGGCGGAGAGUACUUCGAUGGGACCCAUGCGACAUUUUUCAACAAUCUCUUCGUUUAUUUGAUCGAUCGAGGCGAAUGGAGGGAGGUAACGAGUCCUAACAGCCCGUUGCCUCGAAGUGGGCAUGCUUGGUGUCGCGGAGGCAACGCAGGAGGCGUGUACUUGUUCGGAGGAGAAUUUUCGUCACCAAAGCAGGGCACAUUCUACCACUAUAAUGACUUCUGGCAUCUGGACCCUGCCACAAGGGAAUGGACUCGUCUCGAAACCAAGGGCAAAGGCCCUCCUGCAAGAAGCGGCCACCGAAUGACCUACUACAAGAACUACAUCGUUCUCUUCGGUGGCUUCCAAGAUACUUCUCAGCAGACCAAGUAUUUGCAGGACUUGUGGAUCUACGACUGCUCGAAGUAUACCUGGUUCAACCCCGUCCUGACAACGGCCUCGCAGAAGCCUGACCCUCGUUCCUCAUUUUCAUUCUUACCUCAUGAGACUGGUGCCGUGAUUUACGGUGGCUACUCGCGAGUGAAGUCUACAGGCAGUGCCGGCGGCAAGCAAGGCAAAGGCGGCCCUCAGAAAAUGGCUCUGCGGCCCAUGGUCCACCAAGACACCUGGUUCCUGAGAAUCACACCCCCUGAAUCUAAUUCAGCGGCCUCGGCAGGCCCAAUCAUCCGCUGGGAACGAAGAAAGAAGCCCGCCAAUACACCUAACCCACCUCGUGUGGGCACCACCAUGGCGUACCACAAAGGACGAGGCAUCAUGUUUGGUGGAGUGCAUGAUGUCGAAUUGACAGAGGAGGGUAUCGACAGUGAAUUUUUCGACACGUUAUUUGCUUGGACCACUGACCGCAACCGUUUCUUCCCAUUGAGUCUUCGUCGCCCGCGGGUACCAGGCAAGAAGCAGCAAGCAAACCAGGCAAGCAAGUCUCGCAACCGUGGCAAAGCAGACGAGGAAGAACUUUUGAAGAAUCUGAAGGCAUUGGAAACUAAGCAAGGGAUCCGCGAUUCUGAUGACGACGAUGAUGAUUUCAUGCAAUCGAGUACGCCUAAGACCGAGGAAUCUAUCGAACCUGCUAAGCCCGCGAUUGUCCGCUUUGAGAUGCCGCACAGGAGAUUUAAUGCUCAACUUGCAGUGCAAGACGACACUCUUUUCAUUUACGGUGGCACAUUUGAGAAGGGUGACCGGGAAUUCACGUUCAAUGACAUGUACUCUAUUGACCUGGUCAAGCUCGACGGUGUUAAGGAGAUUUUCUACACUGAGCCCGAAAAUUGGAAUCUUCUGGAUGAGGCCGAAAGCGAUGAAGAGAUGGACGAAGAUGAAGAGGAAGAGGAAGAUGAGGAAAUGGAAGAGGAGGAAGGUGAUGCCAUGUCUCUGGAUACUCCUUCGCUCGCUCCCACCGAAGUAACCGUGCCUUCAGUCACUCAGGGCAUGGAGCAGCUUGAAGUUGAGGAGCAAGAAGCAGAGCACCCUGUGGAUGACACGCGCCCACAGCCCCGCCCCUUCGAGAGUUUGCGGGAGUUCUUCACUCGAACCUCAGAAGACUGGCAGAAUAUACUACUCGAAGCGUUGAGGCUGAAGGGUCAGGCCGAGGGCAAGACUGUUAAGGAGUUGCGAAAGGCUGCAUUCGAUAUCGCGGAAGAGAAAUGGUGGGAUAGCCGCGAGGAGAUCAUGGCGCUGGAGGAUGAGCAAGAAGCGGCAGGCAUUGGAGAGGUGGUUAGCAUGAAUGACCGCACUGAGAACAUGGGUGGAGCGGGUCGCCGUCGGUGA
Molecule: messenger RNA, 2034 nt
Organism: Penicillium canariense
Lineage: Eukaryota; Fungi; Ascomycota; Eurotiomycetes; Eurotiales; Aspergillaceae
Product: putative Kelch repeats protein
Exons: 3
Coding region: 1-2034 (677 amino acids)
Molecular function (GO): protein binding
Source: RefSeq, a predicted model, not a curated record